This is a messenger RNA of Saccharomycopsis crataegensis, 2082 nucleotides long. It is a transcript of the gene PET127, whose product is annotated as Pet127p. Gene Ontology annotation, biological process: mitochondrial RNA 5'-end processing. Gene Ontology annotation, cellular component: mitochondrial envelope; mitochondrion. Lineage: Eukaryota; Fungi; Ascomycota; Saccharomycetes; Ascoideales; Saccharomycopsidaceae. The record is from RefSeq and is a predicted model, not a curated record. The coding region runs from base 1 to 2082 and encodes 693 amino acids. The transcript has a single exon.
AUGUGUAUUAGGCAGCAAGGGCUACUCCAAAGAGUUUUUCGAAGCCGCAGGCUUUAUUCGACCACUACAUCCUCAAUAAAGCCGCCUAUUCACUUGGCGAGUGAGGAUGAAGGACUAAUACCUGAGGAAGAAAAUGGUCUUGAAGGAGAAGAUCAUAUACUAGGAGGAGAAAAUAAUGUACUAGAAGGGAAAAAUUUUUUAGUAGAAGAAGAACCCGUGCCAGAGAUAAUACUUGAAAAAGAAAUCGACACCAAAACUUUGGUGUACGAACCCAUCAAACCAAAUUUCCCCCAGUUGCCAGUACCGCCGCUCGCCCAUAAUCUCUCCAAAGUGUUAUUCCAACCCAACGUGUACCACCAAUUACAGGAUAAACGGACCAGAGUGUAUAGCUUCCCACCUUUUUUGGAGAACGUGGUGAGCGUCGAUAAGUUUGAUUUCAACAAAGUUAAAGCGUUCAUCCCAUCAGGACGGGACCCUGUGUUAUUGGAAAUGGCGUCAGAUGUCAACAAGCGGAGAAAUAACAAAAAUGACCCAGAGAGUGUCAGGGAAAAGGUAAAAUACUACAGCUCAACCUCAUCAAUGACGGGGUUAUUGUCGCAGCUCCAUUUCGCGCUAUCUAAUAAUAAGCAACCGAAAUUUAAGGACUUGAGUUUGAGUUAUAGUGAUUUACCGGGAAAGAAGAUGUCAUUCUCUCCAGGGGCAAAGACUGCGGCGGUGGUGGUAUUAAAAGUUAGGAAGUCUAGACCAGGACUACAGAGCGUGGUGUAUUCUAUUGAUGCUGAUAAAUCUACAGACGAUGACAUGAUUCUCUCGAUUUUGGGGAACUUGAUGGAGACUUUAUUGAUAACCAAAGAAAGAGAUUUCAAGCGUAAUUAUGUUCUUGGUAAAAAUAAUAAGACCAAAGGCCAAGAGGAAGUUGCAGGAGACACUUAUCAUUAUGCCAAAAUGGGGAAGUUUUUGGUGAGAUCGCAAUUGGACUGUUACGAUCCACGGCUACCUAAUACGGGGACGUUUGAUUUGAAGACCCGAGCGGUGUGUUCUAUCAGAGUGGACAUCGACCAUAUUCAAAACACCCAAAAAAACCGAAGUGGGUACCAGAUCAUCAAAAGACUAGGAGGGUUUGAGAGCUAUGAAAAAGAAAAGUACGACUUGAUCCGGUCGGCGAUGUUGAAGUACUCGUUCCAGGCGAGAAUCGGUAAUAUGGAUGGAAUCUUUGUUUGUUACCAUAAUAUUGAGAAAAUAUUUGGUUUUGAAUACAUCCCGUUGACAGAUAUUGACGAAUUGUACCACCAUGAUCCUAAUGCUGAGGAGGAGUCUGACAUCGCAGACGUUCUUGAUAUGCAUCUUGAUGGCUUCCAAACCAGUAUGAGCUCAUUUGUCUCGGAAACCGAAUUCAAGGUCAGUUUCAAAGUAUUGGAAGAUAUUAUUGAUACUAUUGUCAAUGACUACUUAGUACAAAACGGCGAAGCAGAAUGCUUUAGGAUGAUUCUUAAAGCCAAGACCGAAAAAGGAAGGAGCAAAUUAUACGUAUUAUUCACCCCCCUCAACCAUGAACAAGUCAACAAGAUUCAGAACCAGGAUAUGCUACAGCAAGAAUUGGCGCUUGCCAAGAAAUUGCAGAACGCCUCGAAGUUGGAGGAUAUCGACUUGGAUAAUAUUGAGAAUGAUCGCAAUUUACAGGUGAAAUUGAAGCUCCAUCCUGAUUUCUACAAGGCGAAACAAAAUAUGAGAAAGGCUGAUUUCCAAAAAAUGAACAAUAUAACAUCGUACAAGGCUCAAGGUUUUAAAGUAUCGUUUGAUCAUUACCAUGAUGGUGAAUUACAGACCGAGAGGUUUGCUUAUCCUAAAUCAAGAGAUAUUGAUUGGAAAGUCAAUUAUACCAUUACGAAGCUUGAUACUGAGACAGCUCAACGUCAUUAUAAGAAGUUCAUGCAGGACAAAGGAAUACUUCAAUGGUCGCAAUUUGACUCGGACUAUACGACAAUUGUCCGACAAUAUGACCAAAUUGGGAGGUUGAGGGAAGAGUUUUUUGCUGCGAUGGAAGAUAAUGGGAAGAAGGUUGUUUGGAAACCAGAUAAAUAG